Messenger RNA from Drosophila kikkawai, 947 nucleotides. RefSeq lists its product as uncharacterized. Gene Ontology annotation, cellular component: membrane; cytoplasm. The record is from RefSeq and is a predicted model, not a curated record. NCBI's taxonomy places the organism in Eukaryota, Metazoa, Arthropoda, Insecta, Diptera, Drosophilidae.
UAAAGUCAGCGAUAGUUGUUAAAAGCCGUCAAAAACCAAAACUAAAGUUAAUAAACUUCUACCAACAAGUGUCGGUAUCUGUGCACCUGCUCAGUUGUUAAUCUACGGCCAAGACGUUUGGACUGCUCAGUUACCUCCGUUCACGAUGGUUCUCUCCAAGCCCCUGUACUCGCUCUUUGGCACUUAUCUGGAGCAACUCUUCAACCAUCCGGUCCGCACCAAGUCCAUCACGGCCUGUGUUUUGGCCACCUCUGCGAAUGUGACCUCACAGCGUUUGGCGGGCGCCAAGACGCUGAACCAGCAGAGCGUCUUUGCCUAUGGUUUGUUUGGCUUGAUCUUUGGAGGCAGUGUGCCGCACUACUUCUACACAACGGUGGAGCGGCUCUUCAAUCAUGAUCUUCGCUUCAGGCGAUUCUUCCUGUUCCUUUCGGAGCGUUUGGUCUAUGCCCCCAUCUAUCAGGCGCUCUCCCUGUUCUUCUUGGCCCUGUUUGAGGGCAAAUCCCCCGCCACCGCUCUGGAGAAUGUUGAGAAGCUGUAUUGGCCUCUGCUGAAGGCCAACUGGCAGUACUUGUCGGUGUUUGUCUACCUAAACUUUGCGUACGUGCCGCCCAUGUUCCGAUCCAUCAGCAUGGCCAUCAUCUCCUUCAUCUGGGUGGUGUACAUUGCCAAGCGGCGACGUCGCUUCCAGGAGAAGCUGGCCGCCGAGAAGAAUGCCACCAAAUAAGCACAUUCCGUCACAAAGACUUUAUACCGGUUGUAGUUUUAUUCCGAUUACUUUGUAGAUUACGGCCUGGGGUUCCUAAUCUCUAAUUGCAAAAAUUCCCUGAGAGUGUGUGAGGAGGGCCUAAGAUAAGCUAAAACUAAAUGCAGAUUGCUUCGUUGUUAUACCUUAAUAUUUUUUGUAAUCUUUUUCGUAAUAAAAAUAAACGUAUUUAUACAAAAGAGAA